Myripristis murdjan (pinecone soldierfish) is the source of this 4837-nucleotide messenger RNA. Its product is annotated as SERTA domain-containing protein 2-like. The record is from RefSeq and is a predicted model, not a curated record. Gene Ontology annotation, cellular component: nucleus. The transcript is spliced from 2 exons. NCBI's taxonomy places the organism in Eukaryota, Metazoa, Chordata, Actinopteri, Holocentriformes, Holocentridae. Bases 159 to 1127 code for a protein of 322 amino acids. Gene Ontology annotation, molecular function: transcription regulator activity.
UGCAGCUCGGCGCCUGGAGAGCAGCAGCGGGCUCCGGGCGCAGCGCAGCGACUCUCGGCGUCUCACUUCCAUGUUGCCUCGUCCGGCCGCGGCGCUUCUGGCCUCCCAUCGACAGCCAAUGCAGCUCUGCGAGCCCUGGAUGGGACUACAUGUGAUUUAUGUUGGGUAACGGGGUGAAGCGGAAACUGGACGAGGAUGAGGACGGGCUGGAGGAGCACAGGGGGCUUGUGGGAGACGGCGGGGCGGGGCCCGGCGGCCUGUCGCAGGCAUCCUACACGCUGCAGCGGCAGACGGUGCUCAACAUGUCGCUGAUGAAGCUGUACGGCCCGCGGACGGGCGCCGACCUCGGCCUGCGGCGCCGCGUCCUCAUCAACAACGUCGUCCGCCGCAUCCACGACGACUUCAGGCAGGAAGGAGCUGUCGGCGCCUUCUUCUUCUCCGUCCCGUCCGCCGCGCCCGCCGCCGCCCCGGAGGACGAGAGCUGCCGGCAGCCUCCUCCGUCGCCGCCGUCCUUCGGCGUCCUCUCGUCGCCGCUGUCGGCGCUGGACUCCUGCCUGACUCCUGCCUCACUGCUGGAGGACGACCUGCCGCUCUUCUUCACCCUGCCGCCCUCCUCCUCCUCCCCCUCAUCCCACCACCACCUGCACCACUCCCCGAGGCCGCCGCCGCCCUCGCCGUCGCCCAAAGACAGCUUCUCCUCGGCCCUGGAGGAGAUUGAGGAGCUGUGCCCGCCCUCGUCGCCUCCUCCGGCGGUGGUGAAGGAGGAGGCGCGAGGCUCGCAGGAGGAGGAGAGCUGGUUGUACAAACUUCGUCUUCCCUCUCCGUCUCUUCCUCCUCUCCCUCCCGCCCGCCUCGGCCCCGCGGACGCCUCGCCGUCCUCGCCGGGCUCCUUCCUGACUGACUUUGCCCUGGACGACGUCCUCUUUACGGACAUCGACACCUCCAUGUACGACUUCGGCCCGUGCCCCGCCCCCUCCGGCGCGGCGCCGUCCAAAAUGGCCGACGAGCUGGUCAGAUCCAUGUCGGGCUACGGGGCGGCGGCGGCGGGGGCGAGCGGCCAGAACCAGCCGUUCAAAAUGGACCUGGCGGAGCUGGACCACAUCAUGGAGGUGCUGGUGGGCAGCUGAGGGGCCGGGGGGCUUUUCUAAUGAGUCUUUUUGUACAGUAAAACAACAGCGUGCUUUACUGUGGCCUCGCUCCGGGCCAGACGAGUGAAGGCGCCGCCUGUGGCUUCUCAACAUCAGUAAAUCAUCACCAUGACGACUGUCAGCCUCCACGACGCUGCUGAGCCGCACGUCAGGAAGUCUGUCGUGUUGCUUUAGGGCACAAAACAGGAAGUGGGCGCCCAGAGUUUCUGCAGCGUCAGACGGCGGACGGAGCGAACGGCCGACGGAAAAAUCACUUCCAACACGUCGUUCACGUUCAGGGAGGGGGAGCAGGGACAGGAAGCAACGGGGCUGAUGGGAAAUGUAGUUCCUAAUGUGGAGAACCAGGAGCACUGACCGCUGGCAGAGAGAGGCUGACAGUCGCCGGCGGCGUGAUCUCACCGGUUCGACCGGUGCAGCAACACAGAUCUGAUGAUGUACUGAUGUUUAGAAAUAACACACGCAGCGCUUUGACUGAAACUGCCGAAAACUGUUGGAAAUACACAGUGAAGCUGUUAGCACUGAAUGAAAAUCUACCGCAUGAAUGAGGCACUUGCAUAGAUAUAAUGUAGAGGUAAAAAAUAUAUAUAAACCAGGGAUGGGAAUCACCACGAUACGAAAUUAUUAUCGCGAUACUUAAGUCACGAUACGAUCUGCAAUUUUAAACAUUUUGCAGUUUUUUUUAACAGGUUUUGCAAUUUUUGUUCAACUGCAAAUUGUCACCAAAGGAAAAACUUUGUCAGCAUCGGUUUCGUCUUCUGUUUAAAUCUCACUUUGAUUAUUUUUAUCGCAGCAAAACGGGACAGACUGAACACCUCCGUCAGAAAAACCUGUCAGAAAUGUUGCAUCAGAUUUUGGCGAUAAAAUGUUGACACACAAAAUAUUGCGAUCAUUUUCUGUAUUGAUUUUUUUCCCCUCCACCUCAAGUAAAAACACACAGUUGGGACUUUUGUGGACUUUCAUUCAGUGCAGUUUGGUGUAUCUCCGGUACUUUUCCCCAGGUUCGUCCGCGGGUUCCUUCGGCCAUGUUAAGGUACUGUCCAGUUUUCCACCGCUGUCCGAGAAUUGUAAGAAACAAAACGCAUCAUCAGAGACUUUUUACCGUCUGUGCAUGUUUUUCCAAAUGAGAGGAAGUCUCAUAUGCAUUUAAAAAAAAAAAAAAAGACAAUUCAGUGCCUUUUUCUACAUCUGUCAGUCGGUUAUGUUUCGUUGUCGCUCAUCAGGCAGCAACAUGAGGGAAGAGUUUUAUUUCAAAAUGCCGCGCCGCCGUCAGGACGUUCCCAUCAGCUCGUCGUUCGAUAUCCGGAAAGCGCAGAGGAGUCUCCCUGCAAAACGAGGUUCCACUUUGCCAACAAAGGAGUUCGUUAUCUGCAAAGAUUUUUGUGCCGUCAAUCAUUUUUAACAGUCGUCUCGCCUGUCAGAUGGUGUUGAUCUGCAUUUUGAAAUGAAACUCUUCGUUUCUCGUCGUCUUUCCAAAGCUGGGUUCCUCUGCUGUUUCGUGGCGGUCGAAACGCUCCUCCUCCUCGUUGUUGUUGACACGAUGUCGGCGAGGUCAGCGUCGCGGCUCUGCGUCGCGCUUUGACCGCCGACGACAUCGACUUUGUCUCCUGAACGCCGUCUGUCUCGGUCUCCGCGGUUUUAGUUUUACCGAGGUUUUUCUGGGCCGAGCCGCUCCGGAGGCAGAAACAGCCUCGCGCCUCCCUGCAGGAAACAAACCGGGCAACAAAGAAAUGAUCCAACAUAAAAUAUAGACGUCACCGACUUUUCCCCACUCAGUCAUAACCACAGCACUCAUGAUGCUAACCCCAACAGCUGGGCUAACCAGCUAAACUAGAUAACCACAGGCUAGUUUGUUUAGGUUGAACUUGCAAGGUGAGCUAGGCUAACUAGCUGAGUUAAACCCAUUUUCCUGCUAAACUUUAAAUUAAAAUCACUCUAGCUCAUUACUGAGGCGUAAAAAUACCUGGUUUACAAGAAUAUAUACACAUGUACAAAACAGUGAAAGUAUAAAAUAGAAAAUUACACUAUGUGGUGGAUCAUCACGGGUUUCUAGCCAUUAGCAAUUUGAUUUUUUGAAAUUACACCAAAGAAGCAAAACUGUUUUUCACGUACAAACAUCCAAAUGUGUAAAUGUAUUAUUUCUCUUGUAGAAGUUUGAUUUUAAAAAUGCUGGCACUGACGACGGGACGUCUAAGGCCUGUUUGGGGCAAAAACAUGGACGCCUGCUAAUGCUAAUGUUGAAAACGGCUAAUAAGAGCUACCGUUACAUUUUCGAAAGGUUUAAUCAGCCACUGCGUCUGCAGGUUGACUGAUCUAAAAACCACCUGUGCAUCAAAAAUGAAAUUUUUCUCAAAACACAGCGUAUUUAAUUUUUAUCGUUGACAGAAAAAAAAAGGUUGUUCUGUUUGUCUUUUCCUGCCAGGAGUUCAGAAAUCCUGGUUGGAAUUAAAUGCAUCAUUAUAAUAUUUGUUCAGGUUUGAUGUUUUCCUGCAGCAGAGCGCCGGGUUAGCUUCAUGACGUUAGCUUCCUCUCAUCUUACGAAACUAAUUCUCAAGCUCCGCCCACUGAGGUUUAAGUAACCAAUGGGAUUAUGCCUGCCUCUGGAGUGGCUCCGCCCCCUCGUGAUCGUAAAGCUGCAGUCGGCUGCGGGACGUCCGGCUUCAGGAAACGUAAACGCUGAAGCAGGAAACCCAGCAGCCCCGAGCCCAAACUCUCUGUACGCUCUGUUAUUUAUUAUCUCUCAGCGUUAGUGUACAAAUAUUUAUUGUAACUUUUGACACUAAUAUUUUGUUUGUACAGAACAUGAAAUGUAUUCCGCUGAAGGGGAAUCCCACCGAGACGUGACACUGCAGGUCGAAACGUCACGACUUUCCCUGAAAACUCCAACUAAACUCGGGACUUUUUAACGUGAAAAAAGUCAGACGUCAUUUUUUGGUGGAAAUCUCCUUCAUGAAAUUUAUGUCAUUUAAUAAAUGAUUGGAUUUUAUACUGUGUAAUAUAUUUUAGCAUUUCAGCAAUGCAAACGCCCUCAGUUGAACCUAUGCCACAGCCUGCGCGUGUGUGUGUGUGUGUGUGUGUGUGUGUGUGUGUGUGUGUGUGUGUGUGUAUUAGAGAGAGUGCUGAAGUGGAGAAACACUCUGAAGUUUUGCUGAUUCCUUGGCCUGUUUCAUCAUCUGGGCUCAGUUUUCCAAAACCUUUAAUCUGGAUCAGAAUUUGGCAGAUUUCUCUUUUUUUUUGUAAUCCAGGAUCAGAUUGAGAUUACUGAUACAGAUUCAGUUUGUUAAAAUGAAUAAACACACAGCAUUACCCUGAUCCAGAUACAGGAAGAAUCUAGACAGUCAGUUUGCAAAGACCAGCCUGGCCCCUGGUGGACACAUCGUGUUACUACAGCUCAAAAAAAAAAAAAAAAAAAAAAAAAAAAAAGAGAUGGAGAAGCAGUUAAGUUUACAAAGAUUUUAAUGAGAAAAUUAUCCCUUUCUGGUUAUAAAAAAAAAUAAAUAAUUUAUUUAAAAAAAAAUCAGACUCCUUUUCAAAAUUUUCAAAAAAAAGUCCACCAGAGUAGCUGGUAUCAGAUAUUUCAUCCAUUUAAUCAAAUUUAAACAUAACAUUUAUUUCAUAUGAGCUCCUCCUGUCUGAAUCCACCUGAAGUCUGCCAGUUGGACCAAGAGCAUACAAAUAAAAAUUAAAUUGAA